UACCAGUUGCCCAAGAAAACCCCCGAUUGCUUUGUUUUGUUUGCACUAUCACCAUCAUCACCGACCUUCUCUUUUGUCCUUAUUGUCUCCUCUUUUUCUUUUUCUUUUUUUUGUUUCUGCUAUAGACACACAAAUACACAUUGUCACUGACCGUAGUAGCUGUUAUUGGUGACGAAGAGAUGCUUACGAUUAAGAGGGUUGCGACGGUCCUUUCCAACUACCAGGAGGAGAAUCCUCAGACUUCAACAGUUGGUUGCGGCCGGAAUUGCCUUGGAAAAUGCUGCUUACCAUCAUCAAAGUUACCACUGUAUGCGUUCAAGAAUGAUGGCAAGGAUUCGACAAAUAAUGGGACUGAAAAUUUGAUGGAGAGGCAGAAGCUCACAUCAUUCCUGCACAAUUUGUUGCUGGGACAAUGGGAGGACCGAAGGAGCAGAGGCCUUUUCCUCUAUGAUGUAACAGCAUGUGACUCAAAGAUUAUUUCUGGAAAAUAUGGUUUUAUCGCUCAACUGAAUGAGGGAAGGCACCUCAAGAAACGACCCACUGAGUUCAGGGUCGACCAGGUCCUUCAGCCCUUUGAUGACAGCAAGUUCAAUUUCACCAAAGUUGGGCAAGAGGAAGUACUUUUCAGAUUUGAGCGAAGCAAUGACCGAGAGAGCCAUUUCUACCCCUGCAUGCCUGUCACCGCCGAUUCAAGCUCACCUAACGUUGUUGCCAUCAAUGUGAGCCCGAUUGAGUAUGGACACGUUCUUCUCAUACCUCGAGUUUCAGAAUGCUUGCAUCAGAGGAUUGAUCACGAGAGCUUCCUACUUGCACUUACCAUGGCCAGAGAAGCGGCAGAUCCUUUCUUUAGGUUAGGUUACAACAGCUUUGGUGCUUUCGCCACUAUUAAUCACCUCCAUUUCCAGGCAUAUUAUUUAGCAGUUCGCUUCCCGGUUGAGAAAGCACCAACACAAAUAAUAACGAGGAUGGCAGGACAAGGACAGCAAGAUAGAGGUGUGAUUGUUUCUAAUCUAUUGGACUACCCUGUACGUGGUCUUGUUUUCGAGGGUGAGGGUGAGAAUACGACGAGGGAUUUAUCAAAUGCCGUUGCUAGUUCUUGCAUUUCCCUACAGAACAACAACAUACCCUUCAACGUCCUCAUCUCUGAUUGCGGGAACCGAAUAUUUUUGUUUCCUCAGUGUUAUUCGGAGAAACAGGCGCUGGGAGAAGUAAACCAGGAGAUUCUAGAUACUCACGUUAACCCCGCAGUUUGGGAGAUAAGUGGACAUAUAGUUCUAAAGCAGAAGAAGAAUUACGACGAUGCAUCAGAAGCAUAUGCAUGGCGACUUCUUGCUGAAGCUUCUUUGUCGGAAACCAGGUUUCGAGAGGUUAAGGCUCUUAUCUUGGAAGCAUUGAGGUUGGAGGAGGUUGAUACGGAGGAGACCAGCAGAAGUGAGGAUGAAGAAAUCAUCUGUAAAGAACCUUAUUUUGAAUCUGCUCAGCAUCUGCCUCAAGAUUGUAUGAUUUUGCUGUAACAGAAAAUGUCUUACAGUUUUCUUUUCCCGGAUGAACGAAACAACAGAAAUCCAUUCACAUUUAGGUUACACAUCAUUGGAUUUUCUAUCAGAGCAACCCUGAGAAUCCAUGAAGAUUGUUUGUAGGUAUUAAUGGGAUCUUAAAUAUAUAAGCUCCGUUUGAUACGUUAGCUGUUAAGCUCUGAAAAAUUAUGAGGUGUUUGGUAGAGCGGUUAACUAUUAUUAGUGGUUAAAUUGUCUAAAAUAUAUUUUCUUUGUAUUUUUUAAAUAUUAAUUAUUUUAUUUCAUUAUAAUAUAAAUUAUUAGUAUGAAUUUUACA
Messenger RNA from Tripterygium wilfordii, 1833 nucleotides. Its product is annotated as GDP-L-galactose phosphorylase 1-like. Gene Ontology annotation, cellular component: cytoplasm. The transcript has 4 exons. Gene Ontology annotation, biological process: glucose metabolic process. Bases 180 to 1514 code for a protein of 444 amino acids. The record is from RefSeq and is a predicted model, not a curated record. Gene Ontology annotation, molecular function: GDP-D-glucose phosphorylase activity. NCBI's taxonomy places the organism in Eukaryota, Viridiplantae, Streptophyta, Magnoliopsida, Celastrales, Celastraceae.